Molecule: messenger RNA, 876 nt
Organism: Didymodactylos carnosus
Lineage: Eukaryota; Metazoa; Rotifera; Eurotatoria; Philodinida; Philodinidae
Source: the annotation of a GenBank genome assembly
AUGAUCAUGCUUGAUAACAACAAUAAAAUGAUGCCUGUGAAAACUAUUCCUCAUCAUUUUGCUGAUGUAUAUCCUGCGGUUAAACAAGAAAUAGAAACUAUUUUCGGCUCUGAGAGCGAUCAAAAUAAGUGUUACUUCAAUGUAGGAAAACCAUUAGAUACUGAUGCUCAAGUUUGUAUCAAUCUUGAUAGGUUAACCGAGAGAAGUUCCGGCAUUUUUGGCAAAACCGGGACAGCACGCCAGGAAGGAAAUAAUUCGUCAUUUGUUAAAGGUCUAAAAACGCUCUUUCCUGAUAAAGUUGUUAUAUUUUCAUUGGAUCCAGAAUCAACGCGACGACGUGGCUCACAGCCAGAUGCUACCUUAAUUAUUAAUUAUAAUUCCAUUUCUGUUGAAGAUAUCAUAUCACUCAAUGCCGAGCUUAACUUAAGUCCUACUGCAUAUGAAGCUGCUUAUUUAGUAGCAGCUAAAUAUAAAAAAGAUUGGCUAGAAACUUUGUUAUCACAAGCAGAUAAAUUAAAAGAAUUCGCACAAGAAGUGGGCGCUCAUCCCGAAUCAUUAGCAUCUUUAUAUCGAAAAUUAAGAAAUAUUGAGCGGUUACCAUUUUUAAAACCUUCAAAGGAUACCUACUCUCAAGAUAUGGUCGAUAUGAUGAUUGAAUACGUUGAUCGAGGUAUAUCGAUUAUUGUAGAGUUCGGUAAUUAUACUUCUACUUUUUGCUAUCUUUUAAUAGCAAAUAUUAUCACUCGCAGAAUUCAUGACCUUUAUACAAAAAAAAAUUUGAAGUAACCCUGUUUAGUGAUUCGUUAAGUUUUGCAAAGAGAAAAAUAUGUUACUGUUUGUUAUAAACUUUGAUUUGAGAGAAGGAAGUGUGAAAAA